This is a messenger RNA of Abrus precatorius (Indian licorice), 2799 nucleotides long. Its product is annotated as LEC14B protein. Gene Ontology annotation, cellular component: Cul4-RING E3 ubiquitin ligase complex. NCBI's taxonomy places the organism in Eukaryota, Viridiplantae, Streptophyta, Magnoliopsida, Fabales, Fabaceae. Gene Ontology annotation, biological process: proteasome-mediated ubiquitin-dependent protein catabolic process. The record is from RefSeq and is a predicted model, not a curated record. The transcript has 10 exons. Gene Ontology annotation, molecular function: protein binding. Bases 1139 to 2620 code for a protein of 493 amino acids.
UAUUACAUAAACAUAUCUUGUAUGAUUGAUUGUGUGCCAAAAGCAGAAAAAUCCGUUCAAUGUUUCCCCUUUUUGUUACAUAUAUUACCUCAGAAAACAAACCAAAAAUCACUCUGAACCCUCAACUCUUAAGAGGUAUCACUAUUCACUGUACCAUUUAUUAAUUAUUGUAGCCUUCUUAAUGAUUUACAUAAUUAAAUUAUAAUUUGUUCCUUUCCUUCGGAUUAAUUGUGACUCGAGAACACGAUUUCCUUGGUUUCACGUUUUAGUUGACUUUCUGAUCUAGCGAUGAUUUUUCUUAUUAUAUUGCACACGGCGGAAGAUUAUUUGUUAGUUAGGGAUAAGGGGAACUGUGGACGAUUCGUUUCUAAUUCUGAUUCUAUUUUUCUCCUCGUAAUAUGAUUCGUUCCUGUUUUUCUUUGCUUUCUUGUAAAUUUUAAGUUUCUGACGACGACGACGACGUUUUUGGAACAUGGAAAGGGUUUUGGGUGCAGAGAGGUGGGGUUGUUUUUGCUUUGCUAAAUGUUCUUCAGACUUGAGAAUAUUAUGAUGUUUGCCAAAUUCUCUGGCCGUUGAACCUUAUAUGGGUAGUAGGAAGGUUGUUGAAUUUCUUUAAACUUAAUGCUUCCACACAAUAAGCCAAUCCCAUUUUAAGGUGAAGACCAGUGUUGGUCUAUGAAGUUCUUCCAAAUCAAUACUAAUAUGUAGAUGCUUUUCACAGGAAAUGAACUUUACUCGAGUCCACUACAGUGUAUUAACUUUCUACAAUUCUACUUGAGAAAUGAAAUAGAUUUAUCUUUGACUAUUUGUUGUUUGACGGAUGCUGAGGCCCAGACCUGGCAGAAAAUGGAAGACAAGCAGAGAGCCCAAACAAACCAUCCAUUUGGAGGGUUUGCUUCAGGCUAGGGCAUCUAGCCAGUGGCUGCCUCAUGGCAGUGGUUGACUUAUUUUUAAGAGUAUGGUAGUUAUUAUUACUGUGUUUUAGCGCAGGCGGUACGAUAUAAAAGUUAGGAAGAAGGGAAACAUAUUUCAGAGCUUCUUUUUUUGUAGGAUUAAUGAACACGCAGAUUUUAUGAAGAUUUUGCAGUAGACAAGAUGCUUCAGCAUUACAAAAUUUUGCCUUUUGCUGUGAAUAAUUAUGUAUGCCACAGCCAGUGCACUUUACAUUGACCAAAUGGGUUAUGCUAUGAGUAGACUAGAGAUAGAAUCCAGUAUUUGUGAAGAAGCAAAUGCCAUCCAUGAAGAUUCUAGCAGUGGACAAUCUAAAAGGCCAUUGAAAAAUUUAGACAAUGAAAUUGCUCAAAUAACAAAGUUGAAGUCAAUGCCUCAUCAACAACUGGUUCAUGUUGGAUACGGAAGGCCGGAGUUGCCUGUUUCACCAGUGAAAAUGCUGGCAGGUCGAGAAUCUAAUUAUUCAGGACGGGGAAGGUUUUCUUCAGCUGAUCGCUGUCAUCUUUUGAGCAGAUAUUUGCCUGUAAAUGGUCCCUGGCUUAUUGACCAAAUGUCUAGUCGAGCAUAUGUGUCUCAGUUUUCAGCUGAUGGUUCUCUUUUUGUUGCUGGGUUCCAGGGAAGCCACAUAAGAAUAUACAAUGUGGACAAAGGUUGGAAAGUUCAGAAGAACAUUCUAGCCAAAAAUUUGAGAUGGACAAUCACCGAUACAUCUCUUUCCCCUGAUCAACACUAUCUGGUUUAUGCCAGCAUGUCACCCAUUGUGCACAUUGUAAAUGCUGGAUCUGCUGAAACAGAGUCUGUAGCAAAUGUUACGGAGAUACACGAUGGUUUAGAUUUUUCAUCAAAUGAUGAUGGAGGAUACUCUUUUGGAAUUUUCUCUGUGAAAUUCUCCAAAGAUGGGAGAGAAUUAGUUGCAGGAAGUAGUGGUGAUUCUAUAUAUGUAUAUGAUCUUGAAGCAAAUAAGCUUUCACUUCGAAUUUUAGCUCACACGUCUGAUGUCAAUACUGUAUGUUUUGCUGAUGAAACUAGUCAUCUUAUUUACUCUGGGAGUGAUGAUAGUUUCUGCAAGGUUUGGGAUCGGCGGUGCUUAAUUGCUAAAGGCAAGCCAGCAGGGGUUUUAAUGGGACACCUUGAGGGAAUUACAUUUAUUGAUACUCGUGGAGAUGGACGCUAUUUCAUUUCAAAUGGUAAAGAUCAGACCAUCAAACUUUGGGACAUACGCAAAAUGUCAUCCAAUGUUACCUGCAAUCCUGGGUAUAGGAGUUAUGAAUGGGAUUACAGGUGGAUGGAUUACCCUCCGCAAGCAAAAGAUGUGAGUCACCCUUGUGAUCAGUCAGUGGCUACUUAUAGAGGCCAUUCAGUCUUACGGACUCUUAUCCGCUGCUAUUUCUCCCCCGCUUUUAGCACUGGCCAGAAGUACAUCUAUACUGGAUCACACAACGCAUGUGUUUAUAUAUAUGAUUUGGUGAGUGGAGCUCAAGUCGCAACACUGAAGCACCAUAAAUCACCUGUAAGAGAUUGUAGUUGGCACCCCUUCCACACUAUGCUUGUUAGCUCUUCUUGGGAUGGAGAUGUCGUGAAAUGGGAAUUUGCUGCAAGUGGUGAUAUACCAACCUCUUCGACUAAGAAGAGAGUAUGGAAAAGACAUUUUUAUGAAGAUUACCUAUGAUGUCAGUCGAAUCAGUUAUGAAAUGAUCCUGUUAAUGAAAUUGUAUAUGGUGUUUGACAUAAUAAGGUAUAACAUGAACUACCACAAAACCUUGGUACAUAAAUAACCAUGUAAAUCGAGAUUGGGAUUAAUUCAUUAGUAGCCGUGCUUGUAAUAAAUCAGUUAUAUCGAACCAAUGC